AUGCGAGGCAGCUUACAGACAUUGGGGGGAGAAGGCGCUCUCUCUUUGCUGAGAAACAGUGUCACGUCCGCAUCUAGUGAUUUCAAGAAGGCAUCCAAGCCUGCGGGCAAGGCUUUCCAAACUGCACAUGACUCCUCCGGCUGGGACAGGAAGGCCCGAUGGCAACGCGCCUUCAACCUCGCAAAAUCUAAAAUGGAUGUCCAAGGCAUGGACGAGUCGGUGGACAAGUGGGGCGCCCGAGACGCGGAAGGUGGUGACCGGCGCAGCGCCUCCGCUCAGCCCGCCCGCCGCGGCAGCACCCUGGCUGGUGGCGGGGUCGGGCCGGGGGGCGUCCUGCUGGGGGCUCCCGGCACCAUUGCGGAGCUGCGGACCCCGGUGGCCCUCAAGGAGCACCUCAAGCGGGGCAGGGGGGCACGGGAGUCGGGAAUCCAGCUGGUGGCUCUGGAGGCUGGAAGCGCCUCGGACAUGCCGCUAUCGGAGCAGGACGCAGCUGCCGUGGUGGCGCACUUUGACCAGCGGCGCCAAAUGCUGGGUGCCCCGCCAUCACCUAGCCGCCCGGCCCUCACACCGGCCGAUAGAGCUCUUAGAGCCUGGACCAACAACACUAACAACACUAACAACACUAACAACACUAACAACACUAACAACACUAACAACAACAGUAACAAGGUUCCGGGGGUCAUCGUGCGUGGCGUUGGCGGCAACGGCAGCGGCGGCAGUAGCCAUAGCGGUAGAGGCAGUUUCAGCGGAAAUGGCGGUAGCGGCGGGGGAGGCGCGCUCUUCCAGCGGCGUUUCUCGGAGAGCGGCGAUAUGUGCGGCGGCAGCUUCAGCGGCCUCGACGGGGCCGGCUUGCCUACCGCUAGGCGCAACGCCGCUGGUACGGCAGCACCGGACAGCAUCAUUGCCCAGCUGCAGCAGCAGCAACUGCAGCCUCCGCCUCCACCGCCGGGGGAAUCCGCGUCUCUUCACCGACCCGUCCAAGAGACUUCCGCGUCCGCCGCGAUCUCCCUGGAGCGCCAAGCCCUGGCGGCAGGCGGGGCGUCUGGCGCUGCGGCUGCGCUGCUACCGACUCGCGCGGGGUCGCUUUCACAGCAGAGCGCUUGCGGCGCACGGGCGGCAGGGGCAGCGGUUCCGACGGCGGCGGCGGCGGCGACAGGAGAACAUACAGAGCCUCCUGCCGGGUGGGUCUCCGUUCCGCUGGUAAGUGGAUGGGUCGAUGCUAUGGGCGGCAGCGGUGGCGGCAUUGACGGCGGCGACGGCGCGCUACGGCCCGUGCUGCAGCCGUCCAGCGCUGACCACCUCCAGGUGGCGCAGGUGCAGCCGGGGGGAUCAUCGUCGGGGGAGCAGGGCAAUGUUGACGAUGGCAACAAUGACGACGGCGCCGCCGACAGCGCUACGGUCCCGGGUGGCGGACCGUCGCCUCCUGCCCCAUCGGCAGCGGCAGCGCCGCCCCAGGCAGCCACGUCGGCGCCGCCUGUACUGCGGUCGCUGCUGGUGCCUGUCCUGUCGGCGGGUGAGCUUUCCUCGCCUCCACCGGAUCGCCCGGGAAGCGGCAGGGCCGGGCUAGCGCCAGACAAGCAACCGUCCGCUGCCGCCGGCGGCGGCGUCGGCAGCAGCGGCAACGGGAGCGAGGGAGAAGCGGGCAUCCGGAGUCGCUUCUUGUCAACGCCGUCUGCUGCCGUCAGCAUACCGCAGUCGCCGGGUCUUCAUCUGGCGGUAAACUCGCCCGUCGGCACCGCCGCCGGAGGCAGCUGCAGCGGCCUGGUUCCCGUGCCGCCGUCGGCGUCGCCGGACUGUCCAGGGCUACUGAUCGCCGGGCUUCGCCGCCCGCGGCCGCGCGUCUCCGUCGCCAACGACGGCACCCCCAGUGGCGGCCAGCUGCCACAGUUGACGCAAGCAGGCUGGGUACCCGCUGACGGGUGGUCAGGCGUUGACGGCGGCGGCGUCACCCCAAAUGCAGCGGCGACGACGACGACGGCGACGCCUUCGCUCCGCCUUGUCAUGCACAUCUCUCCCCCUUCGCCUCCGCCUCAUUCGCCCAGCCGUGCCGGAGCCGGCCCCACAGCAUCCGCGGUAGCUUACCGCCGUAACAGAACCUCCAGCCCCGGCUUCGCCAAUCUAGCAACCCCUUCCGGGGCGUUAUCGCCGACACACUCGCCAUCGUCGUCUUCGCCGCCGCUGAUGUUGCGGCCCUCCGCGCAGCCGCCGACGCCGAACACGCCGACGCCACCGUCGCCGUCUAGUCAACGGCGGGCGUCAUUAUCGACACCCGUCGUAGUGGCGACCAACCCCGGCGGUAGCGGGGCAGGUCGCGCAACCGCCGCUGCCACUACAGCCACUACUGCUGCUUUCGCCGCCGUGUCGUCGCUGUGCCGCUCACCACCACAAGGACAUCUUAGCCAUCUGCAACAGCAGCAGCAUCAAAAGGCAUCAAGUGCCGUACCUGUACGACAAUAUGUCUUCAAGCCCGGCAACACAGGCGUCACGGGUGUCCGUGGCAGGCUGACGGAUGACGGUGGCGGCGUCUUGGUGAUGGGCCCCGUCGGCGUCGCCACAGCCAGCGGUAGCGGCGUCCACGCCAGUGGUGGCGGCGCCGCCACCGCCGCCACCAAGCCCCGUACGACGCCAGUCAGUGACGCGGUGCUGGCGGGUCUACGGGUGGUGGCGACGGAGGUUGCGGAUGAGCUGUCUCGCGAGGCGGAGGUGGCGGCGAUGACUCGACAGGCGGUUGCGUCGCAGCGAAGUCGUCUACGGACCAGCGACAGCGGCAAACCCACACGCUACAUCAGCCUCCCGGGGGACCCCUGGCGCAAGUGGGGAUGA
This is a messenger RNA of Volvox carteri f. nagariensis, 2823 nucleotides long. RefSeq lists its product as uncharacterized. The coding region runs from base 1 to 2823 and encodes 940 amino acids. Lineage: Eukaryota; Viridiplantae; Chlorophyta; Chlorophyceae; Chlamydomonadales; Volvocaceae. The transcript is spliced from 6 exons. The record is from RefSeq and is a predicted model, not a curated record.